This is a messenger RNA of Micropterus dolomieu (smallmouth bass), 2205 nucleotides long. It is a transcript of the gene sv2ca, whose product is annotated as synaptic vesicle glycoprotein 2Ca. NCBI's taxonomy places the organism in Eukaryota, Metazoa, Chordata, Actinopteri, Centrarchiformes, Centrarchidae. The record is from RefSeq and is a predicted model, not a curated record. Gene Ontology annotation, molecular function: transmembrane transporter activity. Gene Ontology annotation, biological process: transmembrane transport; chemical synaptic transmission. Gene Ontology annotation, cellular component: membrane. The transcript has 12 exons. Bases 1 to 2205 code for a protein of 734 amino acids.
AUGGAGGACACUUACAAUAACAGGACUUCCCUGGCUAAGGGGGCCAAGGACAUGGCCAAGGAGGUCAAGCGGCAUGCAGCAAAGAAAGUCAACAAGGUGGUGGACCGCGCCACAGACGAGUACUCAUCCCACCGCAACUACAGCCGAUUCCAGGAUGAGGAGGACGAAGAUGAGGAUUUCUACCGGAACCCCCCGAGGCAGGAUGGAGAGGGCUACCACGAAAACGAGGAGGGCUCCAGCGAUGCCACAGAGGGCCACGAUGAUGAGGAUGAGAUCUAUGAGGGCGAGUACCAGGGGAUCCCCUCUGCAGGAGAUAGGAAGCAUAAGGAGGGCCAGGUGGCGCUGGGGCAACCGAUGUCAGAUGCUACAAGGGACCGUAAGGGGCUGGAGGAGGAGAGACAGGCGGAUGAGGAGGAGCUGGCCCAACAAUACGAGCUGAUCAUCCAGGAGUGUGGUCACGGGAGGUUCCAGUGGCAGCUCUUCCUGGUACUCGGGCUGGCACUCAUGUCAGAUGGAGUGGAGGUGUUCGUGGUGGGUUUUGUGCUGCCCAGCGCAGAGACAGACAUGUGUGUGCCCAACUCCAGCUCGGGAUGGCUAGGCAGUGUUGUUUACUUGGGGAUGAUGGUUGGAGCAUUCUUCUGGGGAGGGAUGUCUGACAAAGUGGGCCGCAGACAGUGCCUCCUCAUUUGCAUGUCCACAAAUGGCUUCUUCGCCUUCCUGUCAUCUUUUGUCCAGGGAUAUGGCUUAUUCCUCCUUUGCCGUCUCAUCGCAGGCUUUGGGAUAGGAGGUGCUGUGCCCAUCGUUUUCUCCUUCUUUGCAGAGGUGUUGUCCAGGGAGAAGAGAGGAGAACACCUCAGCUGGUUGUGUAUGUUCUGGAUGAUAGGGGAGAUCUAUGCAUCUGCUAUGGCCUGGGCCAUCAUCCCACACUACGGUUGGAGUUUCAGUAUGGGUUCAGCUUACCAGUUUCACAGCUGGAGGGUGUUUGUGGUCGUCUGUGCCCUGCCCUGUGUGUGUGCUGUGGUGGCGCUUACCUUCAUGCCCGAAAGCCCUAGGUUCUACCUUGAGGUGGGGAAGCAUGAUGAAGCCUGGAUGAUCCUCAAACAGAUCCACGACACCAACAUGAGAGCGCGUGGGCAACCGGAGAAAGUCUUCACCGUAAACAGAAUCAAGAUCCCCAAACAGCUGGAUGAACUGGUGGAAAUGGAGUCAGAGACUGGCAACCCAGUUUCCAAGGCUUUCUUUAGGAUAAAGGCUGAAAUACAUGGGAUCUAUCUGAAUCUCAUGAAGUGCUUCAACUACCCUAUGCGAGAAAACAUGAUGCGACUAGCCAUAGUGUGGUUCACACUGUCAUUCGGGUAUUAUGGCCUGUCAGUCUGGUUCCCUGAUGUUAUCAAACACCUUCAGGCAGAUGACUAUGCCUCCAAAGUGAAGAUCCACGACAAUGAACGCAUUGAAGACUUCACCUUCAACUUCACCCUGGAGAACCAGAUACACAAAAAUGGUCUCUUCAUCAAUGACCGAUUCAUCAAUAUGAAGCUGAAAUCCGUCACCUUCAUUGAAUCUACCUUUCGGAACUGCUACUUUGAUGAUGUGACAUCGGUGGGCUCCUUCUUCCGUAACUGUACUUUCAUUGAUGCUUACUUCUUUAACACAGACAUCGAUGAAUCCAAGUUGAUAGAUGGCACAGAGGUGAUCAACAGCACUUUCACCCACAACAAGAUGGGAUGCCAGAUGACGUUUGAUGAUGACUACAGUGCCUACUGGGUUUACUUCAUCAAUUUCCUUGGGACCCUGGCUGUUCUUCCAGGCAACAUUGUGUCCGCCCUUCUCAUGGACAAAAUUGGACGUCUGUCCAUGUUAGGUGGCUCUAUGGUCCUUUCAGGCAUCAGCUGUUUCUUCUUGUGGUUUGGCACCAGCGAGUCCAUGAUGAUUUUCAUGUUGUGCCUUUACAACGGCCUGAGCAUUUCUGCCUGGAACUCCCUAGAUGUGGUCACAACUGAGUCAUUCCCUACUGUCAGGAGAGGAACAGGCUUUGGGUUCUGCAACGCUCUUUGUAAGCUGGCUGCAGUCUUGGGGAACCUGAUUUUUGGUUCUCUUGUUGGAAUCACAAAGGCCAUCCCGAUCCUCAUGGCCUCGUCUGUGCUCGUCGGGGGAGGACUGGUUGCUCUCCGGUUGCCUGACACCAGGGCAAAUGUCCUCAUGUAA